This is a messenger RNA of Pseudonaja textilis, 921 nucleotides long. It is a transcript of the gene TPT1, whose product is annotated as tumor protein, translationally-controlled 1. Lineage: Eukaryota; Metazoa; Chordata; Lepidosauria; Squamata; Elapidae. Gene Ontology annotation, cellular component: cytoplasm. The record is from RefSeq and is a predicted model, not a curated record. Gene Ontology annotation, molecular function: calcium ion binding.
AGGAGCGCGGCGAUUGGCGACGCACGGAUGGCAGGGACGUGCCCUGCUGGCUAUAUGAGCUCCGCGGAGGCGCCUCCUCGGCCUUUUUCCGCCUCGUUCUUCGCUCGCGCCGGGGGCUGCCGCCACUAGCGCUCUUCCACCCGACCUGCCGCCGCCGCCCGCCCGCCGCCUCAGCCAUGAUCAUCUACCGCGACUGCAUCAGCCAAGAUGAGAUGUUCUCAGAUAUCUACAAAAUCACAGAAGUUGCCAAUGGCCUCUGCCUGGAAGUGGAAGGCAAGAUGGUCAGCAGGAAAGAGGGUGAAAUUGACGAAGCCCUGAUUGGGGGAAACGCAUCCGCUGAAGGCCCCGAAGGGGACUGCACAGAGGCCACCGUCAUCACCGGGGUCGACAUUGUCAUGAAUCACCACCUCCAGGAAACCUCUUUCACCAAGGAGUCUUACAAGAAAUACAUCAAGGACUACAUGAAGUCAAUCAAAGCCAGACUUGAGGAAACGAAGCCAGAGAGAGUAAAGCCUUUUAUGACAGGGGCAGCUGAACAAGUAAAGCACAUUCUUGGAAACUUCAAAAAUUAUCAGUUUUUUGUAGGCGAGAAUAUGAAUCCAGACGGCAUGGUGGGGCUACUGGACUUCCGCGAAGAUGGCGUGACCCCCUAUAUGAUUUUCUUUAAGGAUGGAUUAGAGAUGGAAAAAUGCUAACAAGAAUUCAAAACCAUUCCGAAUCAUUUUUGUCAUCAUAAUUGGCUGCUGCUCUUUAUUCAUCGACACAAAACAUCAUGACUCAACAUAUGUCUGGAAAAAAACAAAAACAAAAAAACUGGACUGAUUGAUAUCACUUUGAGCUUUAAUUUGAUUUAUUUUGACACCCCCCCCCUGAAUUAAUUGAAGUGUGGAGAGGCAUUGUUGUUGUUUUUUUAAAGAAAAA